This is a messenger RNA of Aspergillus homomorphus CBS 101889, 4014 nucleotides long. RefSeq names its product putative SNF2 family helicase/ATPase. The transcript is spliced from 3 exons. The coding region runs from base 229 to 3774 and encodes 1181 amino acids. Lineage: Eukaryota; Fungi; Ascomycota; Eurotiomycetes; Eurotiales; Aspergillaceae. The record is from RefSeq and is a predicted model, not a curated record. Gene Ontology annotation, cellular component: cytoplasm. Gene Ontology annotation, molecular function: ATP binding; ATP-dependent chromatin remodeler activity.
GUCUCCAGUCUUGGAAUAUUCUAAUCCUUCUAAUCUUGAUCAUGAUCUGAGGAACAAGAAGACAUAUUCCACCCAGCCACUUGUGGACACGACAAUCGCUCACCUUGCUCUCUCGAAAGCCUGAUGCAUAGAUCAGACACAUAAAUCCGCGCUCAGCUGCAAAUACUAACCUACAGGACCUCAACCCUCGACACUCCUCCGCAACCAUCACCUACACUUCGCUUCACAAUGGCCCGUGAAAGCGACGCCCCGAUCGAUCUCACGACGCCUGUUCGUCCUACAAACAGCGGACAGCAGCAGCAGCAGCAGCAGCAAGGACAGCAGCAACAAGCUCGUCACCCCGUGUCCAACCAUCCCGAGUUCGGCAAAACCACUCCUAUACGCCCAGUGCACCACUAUCACCCUAGCCAAAAGAGUCAUCAGCCGAACACUCACGCUAAUAAAAGUGGAAACCCCUUUAACAUCCCAAAACCACACCAAGCCCGUCCGGAGCAUCAUAGAGCCCAGCAACAUCAACAACAACAACAACCGCGACCUCCUCACCACCAUUUCCCCCAUCACAGGGGAGGGCCGAUGACCCCAGGCCCAGCAGGAGGAUUCUCCACCCCGCGACGAGCUGAGCCCUACGAUCCGUUCAAGCCCGUCCGUCCGUCCGCUUACAAUAACAACCGUUUCGCCCGCCCCGCCAACGACGAUGUCGUCGAGAUCCGUCGGCCGGAGAACUUUACGUUCAACACGCCGCGGGCGCCUAAGACAUUCUUUGCCUCUAAGCCUUCAGCUAUCAAGAUGUCGAAUGCGUCGCGAAAUCUGCAGAACUUCGUCGAUUUGACUGGGGAGGGUGGGUUCACGCCGAGUGCGCGGGCGAAGAAUACGGGAUUUGGGUCGGUGGAUGUGAAUGGAUUCGUGGAUACGGCGAAGGCGAACGAGAAUAUCAAGGCGCUGUUGGAGGGGGCGUUUGAGGAUGAUGAGGAUGAGAAGAAGGAGAAAUCCAAGAAGAAAAAGAAGGACAGGAAGGACAAGAAGAAAGACAAGAAGGAGAAGCAAAAGAAGAAGGAAGAAGAGAAAGCGAAGAAGGAAGACUCGCCCAAAGAAAAGAAGCAGGAUACUGCUGAUAUCGAUGAUCUUGCUGCGCAGUUGGAGAGUGUGACGGUGAAGGAAACGAAUGUCUCUGAAGAUGAGAGCGAGGAAGCCGAAACACCCUUGAGCUCGCCUGAGGCAAAAUCUAAGGUCUCUACGAAGGAUUCAAAGAAAGACGCGAAGGGAGAGGACGUUGUUAGUGAAGCUGAGGCUGAGUCGGAAGAGGACGAGGACGAGGAAGAUGAAGAAGAGGACGAGGAUGACGGUACUGUGGAAGGCCUCAAAGUCAAGUUACUUCCUCACCAGCGUGAGGGUGUCAGCUGGAUGUGUGACAAGGAAACGGGCCGCAACAAGACCAAGGGCGUGCUUCCCAAGGGUGGUAUCUUGGCCGACGAUAUGGGUCUCGGAAAGACCGUCCAGACCAUUGCGUUGAUUCUUUCGAACCGAAAACCUGCGAAUGGUCUCAGACGAUCAAAGACCGAAGAUGAAGAGGAGGAUAGCGACGAGGACGAGGAGGAAGAUACUCGGAAGCUUCCGCCCGGUCUCAGCAAGACUACUUUGGUCGUUGCCCCCCUAGCGCUCAUCAAGCAGUGGGAGGCGGAGAUACUGGAUAAAGUGGAACCGUCUCACAGGCUUCGCGUUCUCGUUUACCAUGGCAAUGCACGCGCAAAGGCGACAGACAACUUGGAGGACUACGACGUGGUGAUCACCACUUAUGGAACGUUAACUUCGGAGCACGGUGCGAUCGACAAGAGCAAGAAGAAGACGGGUAUCUUCUCCGUUUACUGGUAUCGAAUCGUUCUGGAUGAAGCGCACACGAUCAAGAACCGCAACGCGAAGGCGACCCAGUCUGCAUGUGCUCUCGAUGCAGAAUACCGGUGGUGUCUAUCAGGAACACCCUUGCAGAACAACCUUGACGAGCUUCAAAGCCUGAUCAAGUUUUUGCGCAUCAAGCCAUUUAAUGAUCUAGCGAAUUGGAGAGAGCAAAUCACCAAGCCUAUAGCGAACGGUCGCGGUGGCCUUGCCAUUGAGCGCCUGCAGGUCUAUCUCAAGAUUUUCAUGAAGAGACGGACUAAAGAUGUAUUGAAGCAGAAUGCCAACCUCAAGCCUGGCGGGGAGGGCAAGGACGGCGAAAAGAAGAAGUCCAAUGGCUUCCAGAUUGUCAAUCGUGAGGUUAUCAAGGUUGAAGCGGAAUUCAUGCCUGGGGAAAUGGACUUUUACAAACGCCUUGAACAGCGCACGGACGACAGUCUCGAGAAAAUGAUGGGCGGCGAAAAGGUCGACUAUGCCGGCGCGUUGGUCCUGCUCUUGCGUCUUCGGCAGUCGUGCAAUCACCCCGACCUGGUCAAAAGUGAUCUUGCUAAGGAUAAGGAUGUCCUCCUGCAGACAGGAGCCACCGGGAGCCAGCAAUCGUCUGGUAAACAGGAUGAUCUGGAUAGCAUGGCAGAUCUUUUUGGUGCACUUAGCGUGGUCUCUAAAAAGUGUGACAUCUGUCAGAUGGAUCUCAGCAAGGACGAGGCGUCGGGCGGUAAAAGCAGGUGUAGAGAGUGCCAAGUUACGCUUGACACGAAUGUGAUGACGACUGACAAGAAGAAAAGGAGCGGCCCCAACGCGGUUGCGGAUCUCACCCAGUCGCCUUCAGAGCGCCGUUCUGAGGCUCAGGCAGCUCGUUCGAGAAGGAACAGGAGGGUGGUCAUCGACAGCGAUGAUGAAGAGGACGAGGACGGCGAGUGGAUUGUCCCGGAGCACCAGCGCAAGGCGUCUGAUCUUGGUAAGGCCGGAGGCACCGACGAUGAGGAUGCUGAGGGGGGUGGCGAGUGGCUCAAUUCGGAUGAUUCUGACUCGGAUGAUGAUGGACCCGAAUCUCCGAGUCGGCAGCCUACGAGCAUACGCAAGCAGACUCACGGCCUUGUUACGAUCGAUAGUGAAGACGACGAUGACAUCUACUUGAACCCCGGGGACGAUACCAGCGACGUUCUCCCGUCUACAAAGGUCCGGCAUUUGAUGAAGAUUCUCCGACGCGAGUCAGCGGACCACAAGUUCAUCGUCUUCUCGGUCUUCACGUCUAUGUUGGACAAGAUCGAGCCCUUCCUGAAACGCGCCGGGAUCGGAUUCGCGCGUUACGAUGGUGGGAUGCGUAACGAUCAUCGCGAGGCGAGCCUCAACAAGCUCCGGAGCAACAGCGGCACGAGAGUUCUCUUGUGCAGUCUGCGAGCCGGUGCAUUGGGGCUGAAUCUCACAGCCGCGAGCCGGGUUGUCAUCCUGGAGCCAUUUUGGAAUCCUUUCGUUGAAGAGCAGGCAAUCGAUCGCGUUCACCGACUGAACCAGACUCGGGACGUCAAGAUCUUCAAGAUGAUCAUCAAGGGCACCGUGGAGGAACGUAUUCUCGACCUCCAAGAACGCAAACGGGAGCUCGCCAAUGUGACGAUCGAGGGCAAGACCGCAGCUGCCAAGCUCACCAUGAAGGAUAUGAUGGCGCUAUUCGGCAAGGAUGCAGAGGCACGAUAUAACGGAGACAGCAACAUUGACCUGACACAGACGACCAAGCUGCUGGCCUCGGGGGCUGACGGUGGUUCGCCGUACGUGAGCAAGAGCAGCGGGAACCGAUCCGCCGAGUCGCAGUCGCGCGAGCGCAGCCGUCAGCAGAGCAAUCGCACGUCUCGGACGGAAGACUCGGUGUAUGGAAGACGGUGGUAAGGGGUGGUUGUGGUUGCAUGAACCUGAAACGGAUCGUGCCGUGUCAUGGGCAUGAAUAUGAUUCCUUGACAGGAGAUCGAUGCAUUAACAGGCGUUGUUUGUGAUUCGGGACAUCUACUGGUGCAUUACAUAUACACAUAGAUGGGAGAUGUGUUUCAUGUUCUGGGUUCUGUUUGUUCGAUAUCAGUGGGAGCAUAUUUUCGGGUCUUCAUCCUAGUCUUUAUCAUCCUUGGAGUCAGC